AUGUUGUGUGUGUGGCAUAUUAACAAAGAUGUUGAGGCGAAGGUUACUUCCAUGUUUGAAAAAAAGAAGGAGAUUGGUGUCAAGUUCAAAAAUGGGAGGUGGAGGCAUGUGAUUAAUGCUACAUCUGAAGAGGCAUAUGAAAGAGAGCUUGUAGAGCUGAAAACCAAGUGGGGUCGAUGGCCGAAAGUGAUUGACUAUGUUGUGGACACUUGGCUCAUACACAAGGAGAAGUUUGUGAUGUUUUGGACGAACCAGUUACUGCACUUCGGCAAUGUUAACAACUGCAGGGUUGAGAGCCAGCAUUCGACAUUGAAAUGUUGGAUUGACAGUUCUACAGGUUCUUUAGACACAGUUUGGGCUCAGGUGCAUUGCUCGAUUGAGAACCAGAUCAUAGCCAUUCGUAAUGGGUUGGAGGCAUGUAGAGCAACUCAUGGUCAGAAGUACAAGCAGAAGCCUUUGCAUCAGCUGAACGGAAAGGUAUCCCACUAUUGUCUGUCUAUUCUUCUCGGUGAGACGAACAGGAUGCGGGGGUUGAGUACGGAUGUCCAUCGACGUUGUGGGUGUGCUCUACGUACUACCCACGGGUUACCUUGUGCGUGCCAAAUAUAUGACUCGAUUACUGCAGGGAAGGGGUUGUACACGAAGGACAUUCAUCCAUAUUGGAGGACCCUUGUCAUUGGAGAGGGUGUCGACAUUCCUGAUAUAGUUGAUGAAAAUGAUGAGGAUCGAGCUCAUUUCCGCACCCUUGUUGAUCAGGUUAUUGCCAGCGACCCUGUGAUGCUUAGGCACGUGUCUCGAGUGAUUGAGGGUGAGAUGGAUCCUAACUACGAUGACCUUCAGGAGCCUCGAGUCAACCCUCGAGUAAGGGGACGACCUCCCGAGAGAAGGAACAGGCGAGAUCAUUCGUUUUUUGAGCAUGUUCAACGUAAUGGGCGAGAUAAUCGAUCCAGAAGUAGACCACCCCCAUCUGAUACAGGUACUAGGUUCGACAUGCGACAAUGUAGAUACAGCUACGCGAUUCCCAACAUCAUUUGGCCUUACGUCGUAGGUGUUAAGGACGUAGUUGGAGAUGGGAAUUGCGUUAGUUCAGGACUGCAAAGGGAGAUAGACUGGAUCAGAUGGGAUGGUGAUGCGUAUGGAUAG
Chenopodium quinoa (quinoa) is the source of this 1143-nucleotide messenger RNA. RefSeq lists its product as uncharacterized. The transcript is spliced from 3 exons. The record is from RefSeq and is a predicted model, not a curated record. Lineage: Eukaryota; Viridiplantae; Streptophyta; Magnoliopsida; Caryophyllales; Amaranthaceae. The coding region runs from base 1 to 1143 and encodes 380 amino acids.